CAGUCGACUUCUCUAAAGACAACUAAUGAGAUUAGUACACGAUCGUAAAUGGUUUACUUGAAAUUAUGAGAGCUUGGACAGAUACUUAAUUUAUCAGAUCACAUAAUCAGUACUUAGACGAAGCAUGCAUGUCGGUUGUCUCACUCAACCCUAGGAUGAGAAUAAGUGAAAUUAGAAUAAAACAUUCGAUAAAAGAUCUCAAAGCAUAUGAUAAAAUAGCGCUUAGGAAGUUUGAUAGUAAAGAUGCAUGGUUCAUCUCAGACAAGCUCCGUAGUUACGAUUACGAGGGUGCGGACAUAGUGUUUGCAAUCCGUCUGUUUAACGGUUUAGAGCUGGCUUCUGGUGUGAUUGGACAGGUCGCACCACACAACUAUGACUGGUUGAACGCUAAACUAAACACUGUUGCGAAAUAUCACAUGUCCAGUUACCUCUAUGGUCAAACUUUAGUUACUAAACAUCACAGCUUGCCUGAUUAUGCGUUAUCGUCUAGUGAUACUUCCCGCAUUGUUCAAAUUACAGAUUCGUUCGAAAGUGUAAAAGAAUACUUCCGCACAGUACUCAUAGAGGAUAAGGGUUCUACCAUUUCAUGGCAUGAGUUGCAUUCCAAACAGCGGGAAUUUGCCAGGACUGUCAGCGGCAAAACGGUGGAGAUAGCUUCGGAUGCAGUCGAAAGAUUCUUCAGAUCUAUAUUUCCUAACUCUGAGACCAAAGAAGAUGGUAAACGAGGGCUAUACAUUCGCAAUCUACGCCUGAAGGAAUCUCACGAGAAGGUGAAUAUCAGCGCUACUAAAGUCAUGGAUGAGAAGACAGAAAACAAGUUCCCAAAUUAUGCAGCAGAUGGUGGAGCUUUUCCUAUCAAUGUCAGAGGAAUUUCAGGUCCAAUUGGUGCGAUAACAAUAUCAGGAUUACCAAAGAACUUAGUAGACCACGCAUUGGCGUAUAAAGUAAUUUCUGAGUUGUCUGCUCAUCAGUCUAAGAAUAAUUAGCUUGUUGUAUCCAUACAUCCAUAAUGGUUAAAAUU
Wallemia mellicola CBS 633.66 is the source of this 1021-nucleotide messenger RNA. RefSeq lists its product as hypothetical. NCBI's taxonomy places the organism in Eukaryota, Fungi, Basidiomycota, Wallemiomycetes, Wallemiales, Wallemiaceae. The transcript is spliced from 2 exons. Bases 129 to 986 code for a protein of 285 amino acids. The record is from RefSeq and is a predicted model, not a curated record.